Alligator mississippiensis (American alligator) is the source of this 5166-nucleotide messenger RNA. RefSeq names its product peptidase M20 domain containing 2 (gene PM20D2). Gene Ontology annotation, molecular function: dipeptidase activity. Lineage: Eukaryota; Metazoa; Chordata; Crocodylia; Alligatoridae. The record is from RefSeq and is a predicted model, not a curated record. The transcript has 7 exons. The coding region runs from base 93 to 1451 and encodes 452 amino acids.
GCGGCGCGGCUAUAAAUAGGGGCCCGGCGGCGCGCGUGGUUCAGAAGUCGUGCAGUGAGUGUGGUGGUGCUGGUUUGUUUUAGUGUGUGGGGAUGAGGCCUGAGGCGGCGGCGGCGCAGGGCAGCCCCGGGCUGGCCCCGGCGGCGCUGGAGCAGCUGAAGCAGCGCGCGGCCGAGUGCGUGGAGCAGAACGCGGCGCGGCUGAGCGCGCUGAGCAGCUGCAUCUGGGCCCGGCCCGAGCUGGCCUACGCGGAGCAACAAGCGCACGACGCCAUGACUCGCUUCUUCGCCGCGCCCGAGGUGCCGGGCGCCGCCUGGGCCGUGCAGCCGCGCUACAAGCUCGACACCGCCUUCCGCGCCGACUGGGCCCCGACCCCGGCCGAGCCCGCCGCCCCGGGCCCGGCGCCGCGCCCUCUGCACUUGGCCUUCCUGUGCGAGUACGACGCGCUGCCCGGCAUCGGCCACGCUUGCGGCCACAACCUCAUCGCCGAGGUGGGCGCCGCCGCGGCGCUGGGGCUCAAGGGAGCCCUGGAGAACGCGCUCCCCGCCCCGGUGAAGGUGACGGUGCUGGGCACCCCGGCCGAGGAGGAGGGAGGUGGCAAAAUUGACCUGAUUGAGGCCGGGGCCUUUGACGAUGUGGACGUGGUUUUCAUGGCUCACCCAGCGCAGGAGGAUGCGGCCUACCUGCCUGAUGUAGCUGAGCACGAUGUAACUGUGAAAUACUAUGGAAAAGCUUCUCAUGCUGCUGCUUAUCCUUGGGAAGGAGUAAAUGCAUUAGAUGCUGCUGUUCUUGCAUACAACAAUCUAUCAGUUUUAAGACAGCAAAUGAAACCUACUUGGAGAGUUCACGGUGUAAUAAAAAAUGGUGGUGUGAAACCUAAUAUCAUCCCUUCUUACUCUGAGCUAGAAUUUUACUUGCGUGCCCCUUCUAUGACGGAGCUCACUGUUUUGACAGAGAAAGCUGAAAACUGUUUCAAAGCUGCAGCGCUGGCCACAGGAUGUAAAGUGGAAAUAAAAGGUGAUGGACAUGAUUACUAUAAUGUGCUUCCCAACAAGACUCUGCAGAAAAUUUACAGAGAAAAUGGAAAAAAGCUUGGAAUGGAAUUUAUUUCAGAAGAAUCUAUUUUCAAUGGCUUGUCAGGUUCCACUGAUUUUGGAAAUGUCUCAUUUGUUGUUCCUGGAAUUCAUCCUUAUUUUUAUAUUGGCUCAGAUGCAUUAAAUCAUACUGAGCAGUUUACUGAAGCUGCAGGGUCAGAAGAAGCUCAGUUCUAUGCUUUGCGCGCAGCAAAAGCUUUGGCGAUGACUGCAUUGGAUAUUAUUUUCAAGCCAGAUCUUCUGGAAAAAAUUAGAGAAGACUUUAGACAGGUGAAACUGAAAGAGCAAGGACCUUUAACUAUUCUUCAAGGCAAAGGAUCUGGCCUUGGCAUUGGGGCAGCAUGUGCAUCACGUUAAAUAUUCUCCACUUCUAUGGGAGUAACUUAGUGGAAUAAUGGUUCUCUACUUUAAACCUAAUGGAAGCUAGACAGACUUCUUAACUGUAGAAAGGAUGAUUUUGGACUCCUGAGGAUAUGAGAAAUCAAAUGGCAACAUUUCACUUUCACUUCUCAAAUUUUCUUUUUUCUAAAUAACUUUAAGUAGCUGUAAACUUGCUUGCUAUAUUGACUAAUAUGACACAUUUUCAUAGAUUUGCAAAGCAUACAGUUAAGAAACUUAGCACCAAUAACAACUUGGUGAAUCUUUUAGAACCAUCAUAUAGAUAACUCUUCCAUCUGCUACGAAUCUAAUUCUCCCCUCUCAUAUGUGGGUUCUGUGGCAAUCAUCAGUUACAAAUGCUUGUAGUUUAAAUAUGUCAGCCAUAAAUAGUAAACUUUCUAUGAUUUAUGUCUAGAGGAACCAUAUAUAAAAAUCUGAGAUGCAUAUCCACUAGCUGGAAUUACAGACCUUCAGGAGGGUAUAAAAUUAUAGGGAAUAUUUCUACAUUUGAGUGAAAGUGAGGUGCAUAAAAUAAUGAUUCUGAAUCCUUCAGUGUGUAAGUCAUUAGCUUCGUCCAAAGUUAGUAUAGAAGUUGUUGUGAUGGUCAGUGAUUGUGAGAUCAAAGUACAGGGUUUUAUUUUUGUUUUGUUUUUUUGGUCACCCUUUCUUAGAGCUCUAUCUACUAAUACUAUCUAUAGUCGUCUUCUGAUGGAAUGCGUACUUCCAGAGUACCUCACAGUUUUAAUGUAGUUAGUUUCAUAACAUGCGUGUCAGAAAAAGAGUACUGUCAUCUCUGUAUAAACUAAGGCAUGGAGGGUAAAGGACUCAGUUUGAGUCACAAGUCUGCAAUGCAGGAAUUAAGCCUAGGUCUGCCAAAUCCCAGGAUAGGAAAGAGACCUCUAAUAGUUCAGUUAGCUUGCAUGGACUUACUUUAAAAACAGUGUACUAAUCCAGGGGUGUCGAUCUAGUCUGGCCCCAGGUAAGUGGUGCAGGAUUGGUCCAUGGGCCAAGUAAAUGGUGUGCGCCUAGGCCGAUGGGCUGUAUUGGGCCCAUGUAUUCCCUUUCUCUCCCCUUCAACUUCUGGUCUGGGAUCCAGUGGGAAGAGUCCUGGUAUCCUGGGCCCUUGGGUGCUGCUGUGAGAACAAGCUGAAAAGCCUAGCUCCUUCCCAUGUUGCUGGGGCUCCAACCCCCUCGUUUCUACCUGAGUGCUUGGCUACUGCUACAGGAAGAUCACCCAUCCAAUCAUCAGUUUGGAUGUUUGACAUGCCUGUACUAAUCUGUAGUAAUUUCAGAACUAGAUACCGAGAACAUUUUUAUAUAUGCUGUGGGAUGCAGCGCUGGGUGCUUUAAUUAGCAAGCCACACUAAUUAAAAGCGCCCAUGCGUCAUGUGUAUCAGCAUCCCCGUGCUGAAAAAAUGGUGGUGGGACACUUAACUAAAGCUCAUUGAAUGAGUUUUAUUUCAAAGCUCCCCACCGCCAUUUUUUCAGUGUGGAGAUGCGCUGGGACACUGCUGCACAUGAUGCAGAAGGCUGCCUGAGUGCGUCAAGUUCCAUACUUCAGCAGACUCGAUUAAUUAAGUCUGCUCUGACACUGGAUUUCCAGUGCGUUGGAGCAGGCUCCACACACGUGCAUAGGAGUCCUGAAUGUUUGACCGUUGUGAUUCAUUGGAUAUCACUUCCAAACGGUGUGUAGCUUGUUUGGGUUUUCUUCUUCACAGAUCUUGGAUUGUUAAAGUUUGUCCAAAGCAUUUCACUUGGAGUUUCUUUUCAACAAUGACUAAGCAGCCUGGAGAUGAGUAGGAAAAUCUUUUUUCCUACAUGUAAGUAAAUGUCUUCACAGUAAGUAGCUUGGGGUAUGUUAAUUUGAAAGGCUUUAUAUCUCCAUUAUGCUUGUAUGGUUUUUCUCUUCUGUAAAGUCAUGGUCUACAGUUUUGAGGUCCCCAUGUGAUUUUUUUUUUCCCCCCCUCUUUUUGUGGGCUACCUACUUUUUUUUAUUUUGUGACUUUGUCCAUAAAAAAUUCACAGAAGUAGUUGCACUACAAGUGUAGGCUUUUCCUUACACUAGAAACUUUAAAAUGCUGCACUGGUUUGAUGACUUUCUUUUUAGAAGCUCACUUUUGUUCAGGGCCUUGGUUCCCUUUUCAAAAUAGAUAGAUAGAUAGGUAUUGGGCUAAAACAUACAAGAGUUCAUUUAAUCAAGUCUCUUUACCACAGGUAAACAAAUUGGCUAGUUUUGCCAUAAUGUGGAUAAAUUGUGGCCCCAGUUUUAUUAACAGAUAUUCAGUUUUGCUCUGCUACACUAUUUCUGUAUUUCUUCUGCUGUAAUUGUCAUCACCCUGUUCAGUGUAUGCAUAUUUUGCUAUCAAUAGAGGGUUCUGUGCAUCUCUUGCCUCCAUAAUGCUGUGUGGAAUAGUGCAGCACUGUUUGCUUAUGCUAUGAACUCUAGAGUUUUGUGCCUCCCAGAUUGCUGUGCACAAGAAGAUUAGUUUCAAGGGGAGAAAAGGGAAUUGCUUCCUAGCACUAUGGGUUGAGUGCAGUUUCCACCCUUAACAUGUUCAGCUCUCUGCAAGAUGUAGCGAUGAUGGUUUUACCUUCCUUGUAAAGCAUUGUGUAAAAGCCAUGUGUUCAGAAGCUAGUCUUUCUCAUUCAAAACUGUGAACUUUUAAGUUCUUUUAAAAGAGGUAGUUAGUUAUAUUAGUCUGAAAUCAAGUGGAAGGCAAGGCAUAGUGGCAUCUUUCUAAAAGAUGUUUUCUCUCUCUGCCUUCCCUUCUGCCAAUCUUUUUAAAAGAAGUGACUGGCAGUCUCCAACUGCAAGCAUUUUCUUUUUCCUAACAACAAUAAUGGUAGUCAAAUAUAGCAUUUAAUAGCAGCUUCUAAACUUUGUUACAGCUGCAUUCAGCCAAUGAAGUGUAUGCUUUAGAUUCAUGAUUGCUGUUUUGCCUCAAAUAUCUAUUACUUAGGGACCUGGACUUAACUGGGUUUGGGUUUAAGGUUUCCACGUUUAGGAUCUUAACUCCAUGACAAUAAUAGGUGGAAUUUUUGAAGUGCCUGUAUGACUGGAGCACAGUUCUUUUUUACUUGUGACACUGAAUCUCAUGAGCACUUCUAAAAAUCCCUACUUUAGCUCUUAAAUUCCCAUAACAACUUGCUUUCCCACAAGAUCUUUUCACACUUGUUCCAGUAUUCUCAAAACCGAAUUAUCUCUGGCAGAAAUAUGUAAUGUAGCAACUUAGAAUGAAUCUGUCACAGACUAAUGAUUUACUUAAAUGUUGUACUUUGGCAUCAUUUAAGGCUGGGUGAUGGAUAUCAAACUUCUGUGAUAGGCUUCAUAGAGCAGUGUUGGUAAGGUCCAUCCUACAACUUGAGCAAAAGAUAUGCCUGGUAGACUAUGAAAACUGACGUAUACCUUCCUUUCAUGAAGCUGUCCUGGACAAAGGAGGAGAACUUUGGUUGUUACCAAACAUACUUCAUCUGUCUACAAGGGGUACAACAACCUUUCAUUAGAUUGAGGUCCCUUCCGGCCCUUAAAAUCUAUGAAAUCUAUAACCCAUUAUUUUGUAUCAGGUGCACUCUUUUCGAGUAAUCAUUGCUGUUUUGCUGUCACUGUUUUACUUGUGCAAUAAAAUUGAUCUAUGGUGUAUAAAGACUUGUUCAACAUAUUCUAAUGUAAAAAUAAAGUUGUUUGCUUAGUGUU